This is a messenger RNA of Symbiodinium natans, 1152 nucleotides long. The record is from the annotation of a GenBank genome assembly. NCBI's taxonomy places the organism in Eukaryota, Dinophyceae, Suessiales, Symbiodiniaceae.
AUGGUUUCUGCAGGUCUUCAGCAUACGGUGCUUCUCAGAAGCGAUGGCCGUGCUGUGGCUUGCGGAGACAAUCACGCGGGACAAUGCGACAUUCCGGACUUAGACGAAACUGUGUCAUACACCCAGGUGUCCGCAGGUCAUCGUCAUACAGUGCUCCUGCGAAGUGACGGUCGGGCUGUGCUGUGUGGAUCAGCAGGUUAUGACGAUGAAGGUUAUGUUCCAGACUUGGAAGAGGGUGUCUCAUACGUCCAGGUUUCCUCAGGUGCUGAACAUAUAGUGCUUCUCCGAAGUGACGGUUAUGCUGUAGCUAGCGGGUGCAAUGAGCUAGAUCAAUGCGACGUUCCAUGGACAGAUUCAGAUGAAGGUGUGUAUGUCCAAGUUUCCGCCGGUGGUGGUCACACAGUGCUUCUCCGACGUGAUGGGCGCGCUGAUGCUUGUGGGCUAGAUGCGCGUGGUCAAUGCGCCUUUCCGGAUUGUGGUGAGGGUUUGUCAUACACCCAGGUUUCCGCAGGUUUUGAUCAUACAGUGCUACUCCGAAGUGAUGGUGUUGCUGUUGCUUGCGGUGACAAUCCUGACGGGCGAUGCGAUCUCCCACCGCUGGAUGAAGGCGUGUCGUACAUCCAGGUUUCUGCAGGGUUUCAUCACACAGUGCUUCUCCGAAGUGAUGGCCGCGCUGUUGCUUGCGGAGCAAAUGCUGAUGGUAAAUGCGACAUUCCAGCUUUGGAUGAGGGAGUCUCAUAUACUCAGGUCUCUGCAGGUGUUCGUCAUACAGUGCUUCUCCGAAGUGAUGGCAGCGUGGUUACUUGUGGAAGCAAUCCAGAAGACAUUCCGUCUUUGGAAUCGCCCAGCCUUCGCUAUGUUGCUGAUUGGAAGGCACGUGGGAGAGAACGCGUCUUGCAGGUUAAUUUUCUUGAUGAAGACGAUGCAAUCACCAUGACAUGCACAGCUUUGGAUGGUCUCGAGCUUGCGCAAGUGAGGGCCAAAGCAUCUGACCUUGCCUUGGCGACCUUUAGGCACCUUGCGCUCGAGCUGAAUUCCAGCCAUCAACAACUUGCCGUGAUCUUGCCUGAUGGACAGUUGUUGGAUGCAGUGUUCGCAGCAGAUCCGUCUGUCACAAUGUCGACUGUAUGUCGACAGCACGGGAAGGCAUGA